AUGAUAAAAAGAAGAGGCGUGCUCGAUUCUUUUGCGUUCUUGCAUGUUCUCAAAUAUGGCAGUCAAGCUAUUUUUUGUUCCUAUUUAUGGCAGGCCCAUUCAAAUACAUGGCGUUUUUUACACCCUCGAAGAAAAAAGUUUUUGCAAAGACAAAAACAGCAAGAACAAUCAUUGAAACCACCACCGAAAAGAGGAUCGAGAUUGAACAACACAUUUGGAGUCAAUUUAACUGAUGAUAACAUACUGGAAGCAGUUACACAGAAAGAAGCAGCAAAGAAGAAAUCUGAAGGACCGAGACGAACAGCGAGAACAACAAAAAACAAAAAACAUCAAAUUGAAAGCAGUUCUGUUGCUCCAAGAAACAGCAACAAACUAGCUCCAGAUCCGAUGAUACAACAACUAGAUCGCAUACUUUCGUUAAUAAAUCCAGUUGAUGAUAGUGACGAAAGCGAUAAUGAAGAUGUUUCACAAAUGUGA
Didymodactylos carnosus is the source of this 477-nucleotide messenger RNA. Lineage: Eukaryota; Metazoa; Rotifera; Eurotatoria; Philodinida; Philodinidae. The record is from the annotation of a GenBank genome assembly.